Messenger RNA from Sphaeramia orbicularis (orbiculate cardinalfish), 2050 nucleotides. RefSeq lists its product as uncharacterized. The transcript has 3 exons. NCBI's taxonomy places the organism in Eukaryota, Metazoa, Chordata, Actinopteri, Kurtiformes, Apogonidae. The coding region runs from base 29 to 2050 and encodes 673 amino acids. The record is from RefSeq and is a predicted model, not a curated record.
UUCAGACUUGGGUCCACUUGUGUCUUAAAUGUUGUGUCUCUGUGUUUCAGUCAUGGCGUUUCCUCGGACGUCCUCCAUCGUGCUGUGGUUCUCACUCAUCCUCUUUGUUUAUUGGACGACCUCGGCUGCUGAGUCACAUGACCCUUCACCUGCUGACCUCUCAGCCCUUCGCAGGCUCAAAAGAGAGCUGGAUUCAACUACAAAAGAACAGGUCCAGACUGGGUUCCAGGUGGGCGUAAACUUCCUGGUAACAGUCACACAGGUGACAGACAAAAUUAAACCUAAGCAGCUGGAGUCGGUGUUCAAGGCCCUGGAAGACUUUGCCAGUUUGGCGCCUGGUAUUGGAAGUCUGAUCCUCUCAAUUGUCAGCAUGGUUUUGGCCAUCAUCCCUCAGGAUGACCAGCUGAGGAACGGCUUCAGCGAGGUCAACCGGAGGCUGGACUCUCUGGCCUUCCAGAUAUCCGACGUGUCUACAGACGUGGAGUGGUUCAACUUCGUCAGCGUCUACUCUCGAGAUGAGACUCACAUCCUGAACGCCUGGAGGAAGUUAGAUGAGCUUCAGCAGAACCUCAGGGAUACGACGGACGACGAGCGGAAGCUGAGGCUGGCGAAGAUCUUCACCAACUUCUAUGAGCAUUCAGGGACUGAGAGCAGCGUGGCCAACAUCUACCAUUUCCUGACGGUCAGCGGCACAUCUCUGACCAGGAACAUCAACAACCUGUUGAGGGACAAGUUCAAAUGCAGCAUCAGUGAGAUAGGCCGCUUUAACCUGUACCUGAGCAGUCUGCUGUGGAAGGGCAUGGUCCUCAACCAGCUCUACUGGAAACUCAUUGGAUUCAGCUCAUCACGUCAACAGCACGAACAUAACCGCAUGUUCAAGAACGUCUUCAAAGCUCAGACCGAUACUUUGCAUCUCUGUCUGGACAACUUUGAGCAGUACGUGGUUAAAGACGUGGAGGUGGUCAGCAAAAGAUUCACCAAAGACCAAAAAGAGGACAUCGCUGCCAACGUCCAAAAGACCCUGGAUGAGAAGUACUUCUGGUACAAGUGGGCAGUGGUGGUGUAUGAUAAGUACUAUGAGGACUACUACAAACUGGUCCAUAUGGAGCGUGUACCUGUGGGGGACCUGGUGGUGGCGGUGGGAUACACCAAUAAGGAAACGCACCCAUACCAAGAGCAAGUUGCGUCUAUCGCUCAGUCAUGCUUUGAUAAUAUCCAGUGUUCGGACCUUGACAAGAAGUCCCAGGACUGUUCCUAUGGGGUGUUCACUACAGAGUACACAGAACAGGGCUUCGAUUUAGCUUUCUCCUUAGCAGACUUGAAAAGCUUGUCAGAAUUGGCCAAAGUUUUGCAUUAUUUCUAUUAUUAUGAUCCAGUGAUGUCACCACUGCCUCAUUUCAAACAGGUGGAGUGCAUCCUUGAUGGUUAUGGGUACAAAGUGAGCGUCUACCUCUCUGCACGGCUGCCGGUUUGUUCCUCACCUGACACCUGUCUGAACGGAGGCGUGUGCAGGCGGCUGCUGGACUCCAAUGAACACCUAUGUGACUGUCCUGACGGUUACUAUGGAAACAGAUGUGAAAACAGCACCAGCAGCUACCAGGGUGUUGACAUCGGUUCCCUGGUGCCGGACAUAACCACCCUCAACACCAAACUGGACCAGGUCCUGAGGACACGUGGAAGCACUGUCAGUGGGAACGUUAGCGUUGGCAGUGGAGGCUACAUUUCUGCCGUCGCCGCUGCUCCAAACCUCUGUUGCAGUAGAUCCGCCAGCGUCCGUCCUCCCACCGAUGUGGACAAGUUCUGGGUGCAGACCCUGGACACCUGUCUGCUGGACUACCUGUCCACCGUGCGCUCCCUAGAGGACGCCAACGCCGAGCUGGAGCUGAAGAUCAGGCAGUGGGUGGAGAGCAGCGGAGACUCUGCCUCCAGAGACUACAGCACCUGCUUCCAAACCAUGUCCAUCAUCAGGUCCAAGAUCCAGACCGUCAUCCAGGUGUACAGAUCCAUGGGCGACGCCCACAUGGCUGAUGAACACCUGAAGAACAAGUGA